AUGGCUAAUGCUAGCGCAAAUAAGAUAGCAGCAGCAAAAGAACCCUCAUUUCGUGAGGUGAUGAAGGAGGAAAUGUGCGAGGCGCUCACAGGCUUACGAGAGGAACUUCGAGAAGAUACCUUGGUCCCCACAGACCCCAUGUCCCUGUUCAACCUGAAGAGAGGUUCCCCCGAAGAAGAGUUCCCUAACCUAAAAUACAACUACACGUGUAUGGCGAGAAUACUGACUCCAAAACUGUAUACUCGCCAGUUCAACCGUGCCACCCAGAGCGGGGUCAUCUUUGAUGAUGUCAUACGCCCGGGCCUCGAGGAACCAGGGAAGCUUCAUGGACCCAUGUCUGUGGGUUGUGUGGCUGGUGACGGCCAGUCUUACAUCCUAUUCUGUGACUUCUUUGAUCGGGUCAUUGAGGCCUACCAAAACCACAAGAUGAGCAAGUUACAGGAGAGCGACUUUAAUCACGACAACUUAAAGGGAGGUGAUGAUUUUGACCGUGAUUACGCCUUGAGCUGCGAGGUGAGUGUGGUGCGCGGUGUGGAUGACUUCGGCUUUCCGACACACUGCAGCCGGGGAGAACGUAGACAGCUCUUCAUGCUGGCCAAGAAAGCUCUGGACCAAUUGGCAGAGGAGUUGCCAGGGAAGCUGUACUCAAGGGCAGAACUGUCACAUGACAAAGAAGACAAGGGAGUGACCGUGGGAGCCCCUUCCCUUUCCCAGUUGAGGAACGGGGUGGCCCGUGACUGGCCUGACUCCAGAGCUGUAUGGAUCAGUAAAGACGGGACCCUGGCGGUAUGGGUCAACAUUGACGACCACCUCAGAUUGGUGACCACGCGAGAUGACGCCAACAUUGCAGAGGCCUUCCAAUGUAUCUGUGUCAAUAUCCUUAAGUUGGAGGCGCUGUACAAAAAGCUGAGGCACCCAUUCAUCUGGAAGCAGCAGCUUGGAUGGGUAGUGAGCUCUCCAGCAGAUGUGGGGACCGGCCUGAGGGCUAGCGUUCGUGUCAAGCUGCAACACCUGCCCAGACACAAACGCCUGGAAGACGUCCUCAACAGACUGCGCCUCCGCAUGGACAACACCGACUGCAGUGAGGUGUAUAACAUCAGUAAUGCCCAGACAAUCGGCUUGGACGAGGUGGGGUUCACGCAGCUAGUGGUGGAUGGGGUCAAGCUGCUCAUCCGCAUGGAGAAGAGGUUAGAGGGUGAAGAGAAAAUCGAUGAUCUGGUGCCUUUACAGAAGUAG
Molecule: messenger RNA, 1236 nt
Organism: Salvelinus namaycush (lake trout)
Lineage: Eukaryota; Metazoa; Chordata; Actinopteri; Salmoniformes; Salmonidae
Product: zgc:172076
Exons: 8
Coding region: 1-1236 (411 amino acids)
Biological process (GO): phosphocreatine biosynthetic process
Molecular function (GO): creatine kinase activity
Source: RefSeq, a predicted model, not a curated record